AUGUCUGUUACAGACUUUACAAUAACCGAUGAAAAAGUACACUUAAAUCACAGCAUUGAGAAAGAAAAAACUAUAAGACAUAUUGAUUAUUUCUCUUCACCAUACUCUGUGAAAAACAUUCAAGUUGGAAUCUAUCUGCUUCUGGUGGAUUUGUGUGAGAGAUUCACUUUCUUUGAAGUCGUCUGCAACAUGAUCCCCUUUUGCACUGUCAAGCUUGACUAUCGCAAUGACCAGGCAGCCAUUUUGAACUUGUGUUUUAUUGGAACUUCAAUACUUACCCCUGUGUUUGCUGGAUGGCUUGCUGAUGUCUAUUUGAGAAGAAACAAACUGGUAUAUAUUUGCUUAUUUCUACAUUUUCUUGGUACUGCUUUGUUAUCUGUGGUUGCUUUUCCAUCGGAUGAUGUCUAUCUGGGCCACUUCUAUGUGAUUAACAACAUUCUGAAAAAGGAACAACAUUGGCUGUUUUACGUAGCGCUCUUGACCAUCUGCCUUGGCAUGGGAGGAAUAAAAGCCAUUGUUUGUCCACUGGGAGCUUUCAGCCUUCAGGAGUAUGGAACAGAGAAAGGAAUGUCUUUUUUUAACUGGUUUUUUUGGCUCAUGAACCUAAAUUCAACUGUUGUCUUUCUGGGAAUAUCUUACAUCCAGUACUCAGGGACCUGGGCCCUUGUUUUACUUAUUCCUUUUAUGUCUACACUUAUGACUCUGAUAACUCUUCAUAUGAUGUCCCAUAACCUGAUUUAUCAGCCAGAAAAAUGUCUCUCUCUCCUGACAAUCUUUGGGGUAUUUGUUAAUGCACUGAAAAUAUACUGCCUGCAAUAUUGCCAUCUUGGCAGAAAUGUGACAAACUGGUUAGACCUCACCAAAGAAAAAUAUAGUGACCGUUGCAGUAAGCUUCCUGUGGAAGACAUCAAAUUUUUCUUCACCCUUCUUCCUCUCUUCAUUUUUCAGCUCUUAUACAGAAUGUGUCUCAUGCAGAUUCCUUCAGGAUAUUAUCUGCAGACCAUGAAUUCCAACCUGAACUUGGAUGGAUUUCUUCUGCCAAUUGCAAUAAUGAACGCCAUCAGCAUCCUACCAUUGCUAAUUCUGGCUCCUUUUCUGGAGUAUUUCAGCAACUGCCUGGUUCCCUUUAAGAGAGAUGGACCAUUUCUGUCAGCAUGCAUUAUUGCUGGAAAUCUUUUUGCUGUAUCCUCUGUGAUAGUAGCUGGUUUCUUUGAAAUAAGCAGAAAACACUUCCCUCCAGUGGAACAACCUCUUUCAGGCAAAGUGCUCACUGUUUCCUCAAUGCCCUGUUUUCACCUGGUUCUUCAGUACGUUUUACUUGGAGUGGCUGAAACACUGGUAAAUCCAGCUUUCUCUGUAAUAUCAUACAGAUUUGUUCCAAGAACCAUCAGAGGAACCUCUAUGAAUUUUUUGACACUAUUCAAUGGCUUUGGGUGUUUCACAGGGGCACUUCUGGUGAAGUUGGUAUAUCUCAUCUCAGAAGGUGAUUGGUUUCCAAACACAUUAAACAAAGGCAAUUUAGAAAGUUUCUUCUUCUUCCUGGCAUCAUUAACAUUGUUGAACGUCCUGGGAUUCUGGAGUGUUUCACAAAGAUAUUGUAAUCUAAAUCAUUUUAAUGUCCAGAACAUCAGUGGAAGUAAUCUUGAAGAAACACUUCCCCUCGACGAAAAGUCUCUGAAAUUUUAUGGCAGUAUACAGGAAUUUUCUUCAAGUAUUGAUCUUUGGGAGACAGCCCUAUGA
Carlito syrichta (Philippine tarsier) is the source of this 1740-nucleotide messenger RNA. RefSeq names its product solute carrier family 15 member 5 (gene SLC15A5). Gene Ontology annotation, molecular function: transmembrane transporter activity. Bases 1 to 1740 code for a protein of 579 amino acids. Lineage: Eukaryota; Metazoa; Chordata; Mammalia; Primates; Tarsiidae. Gene Ontology annotation, cellular component: membrane. The record is from RefSeq and is a predicted model, not a curated record. The transcript has 9 exons. Gene Ontology annotation, biological process: transmembrane transport.